AUAGGCUGGAAGGCCUUGCCUUGUCGCAGCCGGGCCCCGGCCGCUGCCUAAGAAAUUCGGGGCCUGUCUGGAGCCCUUGGUUCAGCACCCACCCAGUCGCCAGGCUGGGGCAGGAGGUUUCAUUGACACUAAGGGGAGGAAGGAGUCUGGGGGUUCCACGCGUGACAUCACAAUCGCCUUCAGAUGUGGGCGGAGCCGGAGCGGCAUUUCCCAGGAGACUGUCCUGCCUUGCUCCCUCCUUCUCCCUUCUUCCUUUCCUUUCUCCCUUUCCCCCACCCUUCCUCCCCCAUUCAGCUGCUUUGGUGCCCAACCUGGAACUCCGCCCCACCUGUGCCACAAGGUCAGGGGGGAGUUCCUCAGCCCGCAGGACUGAGAAGAUUCUGUACAAAUGAGCAUCACCUGGGGCUGGUGGAGCUUCUCAGGAGAUGUUUGAAGAGUGAAUGGCUGGUGGGAGGAAAGGGGUGCUGCUGCUGUUGCCACUCUGUACUCUCUCAGAUGUAAACAGGUUACCCAGCUGGGAGAGACGACACCUGCUGGCUGGCGUGGCGUCUAGCACUGAUGCGUCUACCUUCUCCGAAGUCUGCUGGCCCGAGGACCUUCCAAGACCCAGGCAGCCCGUGGAGGGCCCGGGUGAAUUCAAGGACCCGGACAGGUGCUGCUGGAAACACAAACAGUGCACCGGGCACAUCAUCCACCCCUUCACCCCUGACUGUGGCCACCGUAGCCUGCACCUGCACUCUGUCAGCCACUGCGACUGUGAUUCUAGGCUGAAGGACUGCUCAGAGAAGGCAAACAGCAGCAGCUCCCAAGACGUAGGCCCAACCUGCUCCCGAGAUGUGGGCUCAACAUGUUUAAACAUCAUCCAGUCCCCUUGCUUUGAGCUCAUCCCAGAGGAAGAGUGUGUGCAGCGGUUCUGGUACGGCUGGUGCAAAAGCUAUAGGCCUGUCUCUGUGGCAGUGAUCCACCAUCCCAUCCACCAUGACUGUGGGGCAGACGAUCUGAAUGAAGAAGAGGAGGAGGAGGAGGAGGGGGAGGAGGAGGAGGAGGAAGAGGGAAGCACGCCUCCCAUCCCGACCCAGGUGGGGCCCGCCACCACACCCGCUGACACAGGCAUGGGUGCAGUCACAGGUACCCCGGACUCAGCAGCUCCCAUCACUAUCUGGCGCUCUGAGAGCCCCACAGGGAAGUCCCAGGGCAAUAAAGUGAUCAAGAAGGUAAAGAAGAAAAAAGAAAAAGAGAAAGACAAGGAGGAGGAGACAGAUGAGAAGGCAAAGCUGAAGAAAAAAGCCAAGAAGGGCAAACUGAUUAAGAAGAAAAGCCCAGUUAAAUUGGAAUCUCCACCUCCAGACUUGACCCGAUCAGUAAGCCCAAGAGAGUUGGCCAGGAUGUCAGAGUCCAGCCCAGACAGCCGGGAAGACCUGGAGAGUGAGGACAGUUACAAUGACCCCAGGCGGGAGGAACCCUCCAGCGAGGAUAUUGUGGAGUCUUCAUUGCCCAGGAAGAGAGAGAACACGGCCCAGGCUAAGAAACCCAGGGCGAAGGCCUCACCAGUCAAGAAGGUCAAGAGGAAAUCUCCCCCAGCAUCAAACCCCAAUCUCAGUUGAGGCCAGGGCAUCCAGGGUGAAGAAUAAAUGAGAUCAAGCCUG
Felis catus (domestic cat) is the source of this 1646-nucleotide messenger RNA. It is a transcript of the gene PROCA1, whose product is annotated as protein interacting with cyclin A1. The record is from RefSeq and is a predicted model, not a curated record. Gene Ontology annotation, biological process: phospholipid metabolic process; arachidonate secretion. Lineage: Eukaryota; Metazoa; Chordata; Mammalia; Carnivora; Felidae. Gene Ontology annotation, molecular function: A2-type glycerophospholipase activity. The coding region runs from base 441 to 1604 and encodes 387 amino acids. The transcript has 6 exons.